Molecule: messenger RNA, 1605 nt
Organism: Talaromyces amestolkiae
Lineage: Eukaryota; Fungi; Ascomycota; Eurotiomycetes; Eurotiales; Trichocomaceae
Exons: 4
Coding region: 1-1605 (534 amino acids)
Source: RefSeq, a predicted model, not a curated record
AUGUUGCCUCCAUUUGAUUAUUUCCGGUAUACCCAGAUCCGCAACACGAAACGUCGUCAACGUGAAGCGCGAUUUUCCUCGCUCAGCCCCGACUAUCACUCUCCAAUCUCGGCUGCUGACAAAGCCAUCAUCAAUAAACCUAUUGAGGAGCUCGUCGGUGAAGUUCAAAAUGGAACGGUCUCGCCUGUCGAUGUGAUUCGCACCUAUGGCAAGGUCGCUCUCAGAGCCCAGGAAAAGACCAAUUGCAUUACCGAGCUUCUUCUGCCUGAAGCCGAACAAUGGGCGAUUUCUGAAGUUGAUCUCAAGGGUCCGCUUGCAGGAGCUGUUCCCUAUGCCAAGACUGCGCUGCCAAUGACCCUCCUCAGCUUCGAGUCAGCAAACGGACUCUGGGGAACUUGCCGAAACCCACACGUUCCAGGGUACUCACCAGGUGGUUCAACAGGUGGCGAGGGCGCCUUGCUUGCUCUAGGUGGACGUAUCGGUGUCGGUUCAGAUGUUGCUGGCAGCGUUCGAGCACCCGCGGCAUGGAGUGGGAUAUAUUCACUUCGUUGCAGUACCGGCCGCUGGCCAAAAACCGGUGUUGAUACCAGUAUGCCUGGUCAAGAGGGCAUUCCUAGUGUUUUCAGCCCUAUGGCGCGCACGUUGAAUGACCUGAGCUACUUUACGAAGAGCAUAAUUGGCAUGCAGCCAUGGAAAUACGACUUUACAGUUCAUCCCAUUGCUUGGAGAGACGACGAGAAGCAAGAAGCUAGCAGAAAGCAGCUACGUAUUGGUGUAUUGAAGUCAGAUGGCGUCAUUCCACCGACACCCGCUAUUGAACGUGCUAUUGACACGACUGUCGCCGCACUUACUGCUGCUGGACACACAGUAGUGGAAGUUACACCCCCCGAAGCGGCUGACCCUUUCACUGGAUUCAACCUGGCCUCUCAGCUCCUCAACUCUGACGGCUGCGUGACGUUCAACUCUUUCCGAUACUCGUUCGAACCUACUGAUCCCGGCGCCGCCCAACUGAGCAGAAUCGCAUACCUGCCUCGUGCCCUUCGAUACGCUUACUACCUCUACGUUCGAUACAUCAAACGCGACGUCAAGUGGGCGACUGUGAUUCGAGGAUUUGGACCCAAAAGUGCAGCAGAACUGUGGCAGAUUACAGCUAAACGGGAGGCAUUCCGCAGGACAUGGCAUUCAUGGUGGGAUUCCGAGCCCCAGCAAUAUGACUUCAUCCUCUGUCCCGCAAACGCCACUCCCGCUCUUCCUCACGGCGCUAUGCACGAUGCCGUUUCCUCAUGCGGAUAUACAUUCCUGUGGAACCUGCUUGAUUAUUCCGCCGGUGUCGUCCCUGUCAGCCAUGUUGAUCCGAAGUUGGAUGCGUUGCCGUACAGCGGCAAGCGAGGGUACAAGACUGCUUUGAAGGAGUUGGGCCAGUACCAUGCCAUGGCUCGUGGUGCAUGGAUGCACUAUGAUGCCCAAAAGAUGGCCGGACUUCCGACUGCCGUGCAAGUUGUUGGCCGUCGAUGGGAAGAGGAGAAGGUUCUGGGCUACAUGGCUGCAGUUGAGGGUGCUCUGGAAAAGGCGGGGAGUAAAUAUACCAUUCUAGAUGUGGAUUAA